Messenger RNA from Temnothorax curvispinosus, 853 nucleotides. Its product is annotated as 40S ribosomal protein S3-A-like. The transcript is spliced from 4 exons. Gene Ontology annotation, cellular component: nucleus; cytosolic small ribosomal subunit. Bases 72 to 800 code for a protein of 242 amino acids. The record is from RefSeq and is a predicted model, not a curated record. Gene Ontology annotation, molecular function: structural constituent of ribosome; RNA binding. NCBI's taxonomy places the organism in Eukaryota, Metazoa, Arthropoda, Insecta, Hymenoptera, Formicidae. Gene Ontology annotation, biological process: positive regulation of apoptotic signaling pathway; translation.
CUUGAGGGAAAUCUCCGAUUGUCCGAUUCACGAGUACUCCGAAAGAGGUCUUGAGAGGUCUUCAAUCCAACAUGGAGAACCGUUCGAUAUCGAAGAAAAGGAAGUUUGUGGGAGACGGUGUCUUCAGGGCCGAGCUGAACGAGUUUCUGACUCGUGAACUCGCCGAGGAUGGCUAUUCGGGCGUGGAGGUCCGCGUCACGCCGAACCGGACGGAAAUCAUCUUACUGGCCACCCACACGCAGAGCGUGCUCGGCGAGAAGGGACGCAGGAUCAGGGAGCUUACCUCCGUAGUGCAAAAACGUUUCAACUUCAAAGAACCGCAGAAUGUCGAGUUGUACGCUGAGAAGGUUGCCACGCGCGGCUUGUGCGCCAUUGCGCAGGCAGAAUCUCUUCGGUACAAACUGAUCGGUGGCCUCGCUGUGCGAAGGGCGUGUUAUGGUGUCCUGCGUUUCAUCAUGGAGUCAGGCGCUAAAGGCUGCGAGGUGGUUGUCAGUGGCAAACUGCGUGGUCAGAGAGCGAAGUCGAUGAAGUUCGUCGACGGUCUCAUGAUACACUCGGGCGAGCCGACUAACGAGUACGUGAACUCUGCCACCCGGCACGUGCUCCUUCGGCAAGGGGUAUUGGGAAUCAAGGUGAAGAUUAUGCUUCCUUGGGACCCGAACGGCAAGAGCGGGCCGAAGAAACCUCUUCCGGAUUACGUAUCCAUCGUGGAACCGAAAGAAGAAGUACCCCCGACCGUUCCGAGUUCCGAGGUUAAACCGGUUAAAGAUAUACCUCAACCCACUCCUCUCGUCGUGUAACUUUCGUUUGAAAUACAUUUAAAAAGAAAAUAUUAAAAAGAAGGUUCGAAACA